AUGAUUCCGGUCAUCAUCGAUGAAGAUGAGAUCAACAAGGACGGCGAAGUUAUCGACGAAGAAAACCAAGAAAAUGACCAAACAAGAAACAUUGGUUUAGAUGACACCAAACAGAACAAUCUUGCGGAAAUUAAUGGUGAAUUCAUAGAAGCAGUGGAAGAAAUCGACUUAAAGUUUGACGAGAUGGAAGCUUCAGAAGGUCAUUAUCAUAUCGAUAAAGAAAUGGAAGAAGUCGAGAUGGAAAAGGAAGCAAAACGUGGCACUGAAGAAGAAGCGAUUGAAGAACUGCGAGAUGAAAGAGAAAAAGUUGUCAGUCAUGUUGAAACAGAGGAAAUAGAGCGGGUUGGAGAGCUAGUUAAAGACAAAGAAGACCAUACUGGCUCAACAUUGAAAGAAGAGCUGACAGUUGCUGUGAACACUGUGAUGGGCGCUAAGGAGUGGAAAGUAGCAACAAAAGCUCACUUCAAAAAGUAUCUGGAAACUAUUUCCAAGCCCAUCGACACAAUGCAAAUUUUCAAUGCUACAGGACAAAUGCUUAGAAAGGCGGAGAAUAACAAAAACAUGCGCGAAUUCCGAUCGGAGGUUCGUUUCGUCGAAAUUUUCCAGAAGAGAAAUCUUUGUUGUGGACAUUUUGUUGAGAAAGAGGAACUUGUCAAGUGCGAUCAAUGUGAACAUUUUUACCACGAGACAUGCCGAGAAAUGGGCUGGGGACCAACUGGCGAAUGCAAAUGCAGAAGGCCAGAGUUUUUGGGAACGAAGUACACGUCCAGUUUACUUCCGACCAACAGAAUGUCGGAAAAGUUGACAAAUGCGAUGCCCGAGGCGUACAAAAACCAAGUGGAAAUACGUGUUGUGGCAAAUGAAAUGAGAAAUGGGACCAUUGGCGAGAGAUUGACCGAUUUCUGCAAAAAAUACAACAUCGCUGUACCACAACACAAGUUUCGUUAUAAGAUGAUUCUUGUGUUUCUGAAGCCUGAUGAAGCAGAAGAAGAUCAAGACAAGACAAAUGAUGAAGCAUUGAUUUUCAUAUACACCGUCCACGAGUUUGUAGCAGGCGAGGAAACAACACCGAAGUCAAAAUGGACCGUUCUUGGAUAUUUGGACUCCAACCGUUAUAUCACGGACGGUAUCAAGAGACAACUCAUAUUUCAAGGAAUUGUCUUAUCGUACUUUUUGUAUGCAGCAUCCGCUGGCUACGAAAUGUGCCAUUUCAGGUGUGCCGCUCCCGGUAACGACAACUAUUUGUUCAACGAUCCUAUGCUGAACAAAAAACUCCGACCGGAUCAAAUCCGUCUUCUGAAGUGGUACAGUAACAUCUUGAACAGUGGAAAGACACGCGGGAUCAUCAAAAAAUGGGAACGCAAAAGUGUGGAUUCGAAGGGCAUGUCACUACAAGAUCUUCUUGAAAAAUUCUACUUGGAUGGCGGAUAUUGGCCGAAACGAAUAGAGAAAAUUUUGGAGAAAGAAAUGAAGCCAGAAAAACUUCGCGAGGAACUGGUGAAAGAGAUCAGCAAUGACAGCGAUGCUUUUUUCGUCGACUUGUCAAAACAAGAUCUCAUCAAAGACUCAACUCCCGUCAUACCCACAAUGGAUAUGACACGCUCGAAAGAGGACUUUCUGGCGGUUCAGGUCCAAAGCGGACUGCGGUACUCAACAAAUCGUCUUCUCUGGUAUUCAACAGCAAGGACCAUCUAG
This is a messenger RNA of Caenorhabditis briggsae, 1695 nucleotides long. Bases 1 to 1695 code for a protein of 564 amino acids. Gene Ontology annotation, biological process: positive regulation of transcription by RNA polymerase II. The record is from RefSeq and is a predicted model, not a curated record. Gene Ontology annotation, molecular function: chromatin DNA binding; histone acetyltransferase activity; transcription coactivator activity. NCBI's taxonomy places the organism in Eukaryota, Metazoa, Nematoda, Chromadorea, Rhabditida, Rhabditidae. Gene Ontology annotation, cellular component: histone acetyltransferase complex; transcription regulator complex. The transcript is spliced from 2 exons.